GAGAUGUGAUCAGAUUAGACAAUUGUAGGGGCUACUAGCACAUAUUCAUCAUGUCACCACUUCUAGUUUCAACACUAUAUGUUAAAAUAUGUACUGAUGCUAAGAUAUGUUCACUGUGACAAAUGUUCACUGUGACAAAUAAUUACUCCCAUUAAUGAGCACUACAUAGGUCAAAUUCAGCUAAGAGAGUAGCCCAUUCCAAAAUUGGUGGAGUUGGGACAUUCAUUUUCAACCGCUCAUUAGCAACACUCAUGAUUACUUGCUUGAUUUAUGUGCGUUAGUGGUACUUUUCCUUUGCCUAAUAUGUUUGGUACUUACCUUUGAUUAAUGGGUAGGGUACUUACCUCCAAUUAUGGUCGAUUUUGAGUGGGAAAAGCAAAGAAUACUUUUGUUUGUUUGGUAUUUUGUCUGUAAUUUAUCUUUGACCUAAAAUUCACCUACCAAACAGACCUUACAUGCAAGAAAAAUCACUAUUCAAUCCACUACUCCAAAUCAAUAUAUAUGAGAAAUAUAGUCUCCCUAGCCAUGAAAAGUGUAAAAAAGCCCAUCCAUCCAGCCGUGAUCAGUCAUCACCACCAUUGAUGGAUAUUCACAAAGCUUUCAAAAGGUUGAAGAUUCGAAUAAAUUAAAUAAAAGUUCAUAUAGGCUAAUUUUUUUUAAUACUACCUACUAGAUUUAUUAAUUGAUAAGGUAAAGGCGUAACCAAAAGACUAUUUUGCUUUUGGUAAUUGUUGCCAAUUAAACGAAUAAAAAUGUAAACUUUUAACAGAAAUUAAAUGAAAUUGAAAUGAAAUUUUGGAAUCCGAUGUACGUAUAUGCAAAGAGCUGCGAGGAAGAAGAGGAGAGGGAGAGACUGUCCUUUUAAGCUUGUCGAACCCUCUCUCAGUCUCUCUCGUUUUUCCCCACACUGAUUUCAUUCCGUCGCGCGAUCGCCUGCCUUAGCUGAUUUCUCUCUUCAUUUCCGCACUUUGCUUUCGGAAUUCUACACAUUUUUCUGCUUUAAUUGUUACAAUUUCCGUCCGAUUGUUUGUCAAGGUCAUCAUCACCAUUGAUGGAUGUUCACAGAGCAUUCCGCAUGAAGGGAGGAGUUGGAGACAACAGCUACUCCAACAACUCUUCACUCCAGAAAGGAGUGGCUGAUAAGGUGAAGCACAUAACCACGGAGGCCAUCAGGCAAGUAUUCGUAACCAAGAAGCCCAAGAGCCUAGGCAUCGCCGACCUCGGCUGCGCCUCCGGCCCCAACGCCCUCUCCACCAUAAAACAAGUCGUCGAAGCAGUCGAAAACGCCAGCGGCACCAUCCAACAACCGCCGCCGGAAUUCCGCAUCUAUCUAAACGAUCUCCACAGCAAUGACUUCAACACCGUAUUCCAAGGCUUGCCCGAUCUCUACGAAGAGCUCAGCAGUAAAACAAAGCAGCAGCAGCCGCCUCUCUACAUAGCGGCGUGCCCGGGCACGUUCUACGGCCGCCUCUUCCCCGACCACAGCCUGCAUUUCGUCUACUCCUCCAACAGCCUCCACUGGCUCUCGAUGGUGCCACGUGGCAUUUACGAUGAGGAGGGACGGUCGAUGAAUAGAAAGAGCGUAUACAUAUCGGAGAGAAGCCCUCCAGGGGUGAGGAGAGCUUACUUAGGGCAGUUUCAAGAGGACUUUUCGUUGUUCCUCAAAUCGCGGUCACAUGAACUCAUCCCCGGUGGCCGGAUGGUCCUCGUGAUGUUGGGAAGGACCGCCUCCGACCACGCCCACUGCGCCAAUUCAUUCCUUUGGGAACUUCUCUACCAAUCUCUAGCACAUCUCGUUGCUCAGGGUGAAGUCGAGGAGGAGAAGCUGGAGAGCUACGACGUGCAUUUCUAUGCGCCAUCGAAGGAGGAGUUGGAAGGCGAGGUGAGGAAGGAGGGUUCGUUCCGAACGGAGAUGGUCGAGGUGUUUGAAAUGGAGGGGGCCAACGUGAGCAGGAGCUACGGGACGGCGUUGGCGAAGGCGGUGAGGUGCAUUCAAGCAUCAAUGCUGGCUCACCACUUUGGGGAGGGGAUCUUGGACAAGCUCUUCCACCAUUACGCCGCAUUGAUCGAUCAAGAAUCGGCCAAACGCGAUGUUAGAUCCACUAUCGCUCUCCUCCUCCUUACCAAAUUAUGACUCCAAUUUCUUCAAGUCAUUUAUGUUUGUAUAAAGGAAGGUUGUUGCAUUCGAUAUAAUGUGCAAGUGAUUUUAGUUAAGCUAGGAUGUUAUCGUUAAUUUUGUAGUUUUUAAUUACAUGUUAUUACUAAGUAGAAAGUGGGGUGUUUUUAUCAUUUUUAA
Salvia splendens (bonfire salvia) is the source of this 2296-nucleotide messenger RNA. RefSeq names its product probable methyltransferase TCM_000336. Lineage: Eukaryota; Viridiplantae; Streptophyta; Magnoliopsida; Lamiales; Lamiaceae. The coding region runs from base 1052 to 2134 and encodes 360 amino acids. The record is from RefSeq and is a predicted model, not a curated record. The transcript is spliced from 3 exons. Gene Ontology annotation, molecular function: methyltransferase activity.